AUGUUUGUUAACAAGUCAACUCUUAUUUUCACUCUCUUGGUUGCUACCAUGCUUGUCUGCACCUUUGCUAAUGCUCAAACUUGCAAGACAAAGACUCCUAACUUUGAACCAAGCUAUUGUCCAAGCUGUACUACUUGUUCUGGUUCUGCUAAAAAUUCUUGUUGUGAUGCUACUAUGGACACCACAAUGGCUGCUGUUAUUGCCCUUGCAAAUAAUAAUGGUGUUCAAGGUUCUUGUGUUGACGCCUUAAAGGAAUACAAUUGUGCAUUUUGCGAUCCAAAGAAUCAAGGCUACUUGACUACUGAUGCUAGUGGUGUUAGUUAUUUGAAUGUGUGUAAGAGCAAGUGCAACGCUAUGGUUAACGGCUGUGGUAACUAUGAUUUGAAGAUUAAGUGUGAUAAAUUUCCAGAAACUAAUUGUUGGAAUAGUGCCAAUUCUUUGAGUGCUCAUGCUAUGGUUGUCCUCAUCCUUUCUCUCAUUACUUUCUUCAUGUUCUAA
Molecule: messenger RNA, 498 nt
Organism: Naegleria gruberi
Lineage: Eukaryota; Heterolobosea; Eutetramitea; Acrasida; Naegleriidae
Exons: 1
Coding region: 1-498 (165 amino acids)
Source: RefSeq, a predicted model, not a curated record